Molecule: messenger RNA, 2502 nt
Organism: Solea solea (common sole)
Lineage: Eukaryota; Metazoa; Chordata; Actinopteri; Pleuronectiformes; Soleidae
Gene: gdpd2
Product: glycerophosphodiester phosphodiesterase domain containing 2
Exons: 16
Coding region: 336-1934 (532 amino acids)
Biological process (GO): lipid metabolic process
Cellular component (GO): membrane
Molecular function (GO): glycerophosphodiester phosphodiesterase activity
Source: RefSeq, a predicted model, not a curated record
UCUCCUGUUUCCAUUCACACUCUCACACACACACACACAGAGCAGAAAGGACCAGGUCUCAUUCAUUCACAUUCAACUCACGGAGGAAGAGACAGUUCACUCACUCUGAGUCUUUUCCCACAAGAAACGUGUUUGUCGUGAGGAAACGAGCGCUCACAACCAACCGGGAAUUUAACCGUUCACGGAGGUGACUGGAUCGGGGCCUGUCCUCGGUGAACAGAAGAAGUGUUUUCUGGGCUCCCUCCGUCGCUCUUCGGGCUGCAUGUAUCAGGUGUCCACAGGAGUGCACAGGAGAGAAUCGACUGUUUCAACACUGUGCAUGAGGGGGUGAAGUGAUGCCUCAGGAAGGCUGCUGCAGGGUUUGCAUAAGGGGCUUGUAUAGCUGCCACUGGAGGAGGUCAAGUGUAAAGAAGAGAAAACAUGCCUGCUGCUGGUUCUCCGUCGUCACUCUGUCGUCCUUGCUUUCUCUCUGCUGGAUGUACAUUUGUCUGGUUACCUUUAAUGACCGAGAGGACGUUAACUGGCAGGGCUUCACGAAACUGAAAUGGUGGGUGAACUGGUUCAUGGUGGUGAUCAUCAUUUCUGCAGUGGUGACCAGCUACAGUGUUCUUCUCCUGCUCUUUGCACUGUUUCAACGUGCCUUAGGAGAACAACUCAACUUACACUGCUGCCACAGGAUCUUUCUGUUUCUCGGUGUGAUAUUCAUUGCUUUUGGGGUCAUAGGAAUAAGCAUGGAGUGGCGACAAGAAUGGCCAACAGUACCUCUGUCACUACAGGCCACAGGUCCGUUCUUGCAGUUCGGUGCUGUUGGAGCUCUGACGCUGCUGAGCUCCUUUGUCUUCCAGGGCUUCCAUCGGGCCAAAAACGGCUCUAAGGUCCUCAUUGCGUUAGUCUUCCUGACGGUGUCCGCCGCCAUCUUCCUGUGUCCCCUGUUCAUCCGCUCUCCGUGCCUGGUGGAGCUGAGUGAGUUACCCGAGAAACCAAAGCUCAUUGGCCACAGAGGUGCCCCGAUGUUGGCUCCAGAGAACACCAUGAUGUCUUUCAAGAGCAGCAUCGCAUGCGGCGUGACGGCCUUUGAGACUGACGUUCAGGUCAGCAAAGACAGAAUUCCCUUCCUGAUGCACGACAAUGGCUCGGAUUUUUUGUUGAGAACGACAAACGUUAAGGAGAAGUUUCCCGGCAAACGCUUCAACUACAGCACCGACCUGACCUGGGAGGAGCUGCAGAGCCUGAAUGCAGGUGACUGGUUCGUAAAGACAGAUCCUUUCCGUUCAGUGGGCCGGCUCUCAGAGACGGAGAAGCAAACUGCUCAGAAUGAGACGAUACCUUCUUUACUUCAGCUGCUCGACCUCGCGAAGCAGCACAACAUCUCUGUGAUCUUUGACCUCUACAGUCCAGACCAAAAAAAUGACACCAACGCCACAGUUAGCACCAUUCUGCGCUCUGGCAUUGACCCGAGUCUGAUCCUCUGGCUUCCACCAGCUGAGAGAGAAACUGCUUCAGGUUUCAUCCAGGUCUACAACAACGAAAAUGAAAUGUUCAACAAAACAGGAGACCACCUGAAUGUGAAAUACAGCCAGCUGAGCACAGACAAAAUCAGAGAGCUGCGCGAGAAGAACGUCACUGUGAACCUGUGGGUGGUUAAUGAGCGAUGGCUGUUUUCUCUGCUGUGGUGCGCAGGCGCUAGUUCUGUUACGACCAACUCCUGCCACCUCCUAAAAGACAUGGAGCGGCCUGACAUGCUCAUGUCGCCUCGUAAGUACAGAAUAAUAUGGAUAUCACUGGACGCUUCGUCCUUUUUGGUGAUGAUUGUGCUCUACAUCAUUCAGAGGAAAACACACAGUUCAUGUCUCUGGAGAGGAGGAGAGAGGCAAACAGACUCUACAUCAGCCUGGAACGAGAAAGAACUGUCUCCCUUCUUACCCACCGCAUAGACUGACUGACGUCAGACGUUUCAGUCGUGAAAUCUACUACUAUUCUGGAAUGCACUGCCAAAAUGAAUCAAGAAAGAAAAACGAGUUAAUGUGAAAUGUCUCACACUGUUUUUUGUGAAGCCAUGUAAAUUGCUUUUUCUUACAAUAAGAUGUGAUAAGAAGGUAUUUUUUUAAAGACAUCAUAGUGACCAGCAUUAUAUCACUCGAUCACAGGUGUGGUUUUUAUUCACUGAUCUUAUUAUUGUAACGUGCAACGUAUAAAUGCACUGAACGCAUUUUCGCAUUUUUCCGUGAUGUUGUUUUGAUUUGUUUCAAAAUCCUUUUUAAUGGUUUCUCCACUGCAUCAGAAGCAGUGUCAUAUAUAUGUAAACCUCUACUGUAUAAACUCUUCGUUUGUCUGUUUGUUAAUUACUACAAAGAUAUUUUAUUUUGCUGUGAAAAAAAAAUACGUGGAUACUCUAAAACUCAAAUAUGGUGAAAAGAAAAAAUAAUUCAAAAGAAAAUGUGAAAAACCACUUGUUCAUUUCAGUCCAUAUUUUUUUAAACAAAUUAAAACUAUCUCCUUACA